AUGAUUGAAGACCUCUUGGCGGGCAUGACGCCGGCAAAGGCGUUACUGUGGACAUUCGGCGUCUUUGUGGUCGUCUUGACUUUCCGCAAACUGCAAGCAGCAGCUCAGAUCUCCCGUCUCGGAGCUCGUGCUCCCAAAAUCUCCUUCCAGCUUCCCUACGCUCUCGAUUUCAUCUACAAAGGUCACCAAGCCAACCUUGUGAACAAGGAUGUUGAAUUCUGGGCCCAAUCCAUCGCUACCGCCGGAGGAAGCCGCGAUUGUAAGACGGCCGAGCUCGAUGCCGGCAUCUCCACUCGCAUCGUUCUGACCAAGGACCCGGAGAAUAUCAAAGCCCUUCUGACCGGCCAAUUCGCCGACUACGGCAAAGGUGAGCCCUUCCAUAAGGAAUGGAAGGAGUUCCUGGGCGACAGUAUCUUCGCCACGGACGGGGAGCUGUGGUCUCGCUCCCGCCAGCUGAUCCGGCCCAUGUUCGCUCGCGAGCGAAUUGUCGAUACGGAGGUCUUUGAGAAGCACGUGCAGAAGCUCCUCCCGCUCCUCGGUGGUAGCAAUUCGCCCAACGGUAGCCGUGUCGUCGAUGUUGGCUCGCUCUUCUUUCGGUAUACCCUCGAUGCCGCGACGGACUACCUGCUGGGUCAAGGAACCGACAGUCUGGAGAAUCCUGCGACACGAUUUGCCGAAGCUUUCAGAUAUGUGCAACAGCGACAGGCCGAGCUUUUCCGUUUCGGGGUCUUCAGCGCCUUCAUGUCCCGCACCGAAUUCCGCCGCAAUCUGAAAAUUAUGGACGAGUUCAUCCAACCCUACAUCGAAACCGUCCUCUCUCUAUCCUCCGACGAGCUCGAACAAAAGCUCUCCAAGCGCGAAACCUUCCUCGACGCCCUCGCCCGAUUCACCCGCGACAGACAAGUCCUCCGUGACCAACUAGUCGCCGUCCUCCUCGCAGGCCGAGACACAACCGCCGGAACGCUCUCCUUCUGCCUCUUCGAACUCUCCCGCCACCCCGAAGUCGUCGCGAAACUCCGCGAAGAAAUCCGCUCCCGCCUCGGCGUCGGCGCCGACGGCCAAAAGCCCUCCUACCAAGACCUGAAAGAAAUGAAAUUCCUCAGCGCCGUAAUCAACGAAACAAUGCGAGUUUACCCCGUCGUCCCAUUUAACGUCCGCUACUCCCUCCACGACACAACCCUCCCCCGAGGUGGCGGCCCAGACGGCCGCGAGCCCGUCGGUGUUCGCGCCAACUCACGGGUUAUCUACUCGACGAUGCUGAUGCAGCGUGAUCCUGACCUGUACGAUGGACCGGAUUCGAAGAACUAUUUCGAUCCCGGCAAGUGGAUCCCCGAGCGCUGGGUUUCGGGCUGGCAGCCGCGCCCGUGGCAGUUCAUUCCUUUCAAUGGUGGCCCCCGCAUCUGCAUUGGACAACAAUUCGCCACUAUUGAGAUGGGAUACACUAUCAUUCGGAUCCUGCAGGCGUAUGAGCGCAUUGUUGCGUUGCCGGUUAGUGGGAAGGAGAAGGUUGAGGACCCGAUUUUGCGAUUCGAGGUCACGCUGAGCCCUGGAUCGGAGUUGAACUGCGUUUUCGUGAAGGAGGGUGAAGACUAUGCGCGAAGUGCGUCGAGAGCGCAGGCUGCGUAA
Penicillium argentinense is the source of this 1626-nucleotide messenger RNA. RefSeq names its product cytochrome P450. Lineage: Eukaryota; Fungi; Ascomycota; Eurotiomycetes; Eurotiales; Aspergillaceae. The transcript is spliced from 3 exons. Gene Ontology annotation, molecular function: monooxygenase activity; oxidoreductase activity, acting on paired donors, with incorporation or reduction of molecular oxygen; iron ion binding. Bases 1 to 1626 code for a protein of 541 amino acids. The record is from RefSeq and is a predicted model, not a curated record.